Molecule: messenger RNA, 2085 nt
Organism: Acytostelium subglobosum LB1
Lineage: Eukaryota; Evosea; Eumycetozoa; Acytosteliales; Acytosteliaceae
Exons: 6
Coding region: 1-2085 (694 amino acids)
Biological process (GO): proteolysis
Cellular component (GO): cytoplasm
Molecular function (GO): dipeptidyl-peptidase activity; metalloexopeptidase activity
Source: RefSeq, a predicted model, not a curated record
AUGACAGCUGCUAUCAAGAUUGAUGAGAGCCUGUUGCAGGUACAUCUCACACCUGUCGAGGUGCCCAUCUACAAGCUCGAUGUCAAGGAGUCCUUCAAGAGCUUGACAACAAAGGAGAAACUCUAUGCUCAUCACUACUCCCAAGCUGCUUGGUGGGGAAGCUUGAUCUGCCUUGGACAGACAUCAGUGGAGAGUCCAAUCAUCUUUGACUUGUUCCAACGUAUGUUUACAUUGCGCAAGCCAGAUGCAUUGAAGGCUGCCAUCGUCCCAAGCGUCGUCUCUGAGGAGGACUUCACCAGCAUGGCCCAAUACGUCGCUCAGUUCUACGGCAACAUGGGUAACUACCUCAGCUUUGGUGAUACCAAGUUCAUCCCAAGAUGCAGCAAGGAGUCCUUUGGUUUGAUCGUCAAGUCAUUGAAUGAUGAACAGUUGAAUCAGUUGUGGACUCAAUGUGGUGACUUGGUCUACUCACUUGGCUCAAGAGAGAGGGAGUUGGGACUUGAGGAGCAUGGCCUGUCAACAUACUACUCACCAGAUAUCACUAGAGCAGAGAUCGAGUUGGUUCAGGAGUACAUGACCUCAAAGGACAUCUCAGCCUACAACACCAGACUCUUCAAGAAGUACUUCAACAACAAGCCUGUCUAUCAACUCCUUAUCGCCUCAUCCGAGCGUCCAGCCAACACCCCCGCCUCUAUUCACUUCAAGGACAUUGAGAUCCAAUUAGUGUACGGAGAUUGGUCCAAGUAUAUGGCCAAGGUUGUCAGUCACCUCGAGCAGGCACUGCCACACGUGGCCAAUGACAACCAGAAGAACAUGACCCAGAAGUACGUCGAUUCGUUCAGGAAUGGCAGCAUCCACGAUCACAAGGACUCACAGCGCUGGUGGAUCAAGGAUAUCUCGCCUGUGGUCGAGACCAACAUUGGAUUCAUCGAGUCGUACCGCGACCCGUAUGGAGUGCGUGGCGAGUUUGAGGGCUUCGUGUCGAUCGUCAACAAGGAGAUGUCCAAGAAGCUGGGCGCCAUGAUUGACGAGGCACAAAAGUUCAUCCCACUGCUCCCAUGGCCACGCGCAUUCGAGAAGGACGUGUUCAAGAAGCCCGACUUCACAUCGCUCGAGGUGCUCACAUUCGCCAGCUCCGGCGUCCCCGCCGGCAUCAAUAUCCCCAACUACGACGACGUGCGCCAGAGCGAGGGCUUCAAGAACGUCAGUCUGGGCAAUGUGAUUGCCGCACGCAAGGAGGAGCGUGUCACAUUCGUGCGCGAGCAGGACCAGUCGCUGUACAACCAUCUAAUGGUCGAGGCCUUUGAGGUCCAAGUGGCCAUCCACGAGUCAUUCGGUCACGGCUCUGGCAAGUUGUUCACCAAGGACGAGAAGGGAGUGCUGAACUUUGAUGCUACCGUCACCCUCAAUCCGCUCACCAACCUACCAAUCGAUUCCAACACCGAAGUCUAUCUCCCAGGUGAGACCUACGAUUCAAAGUUCAAGUCGCUAGGAAGUGCAAUGGAGGAGUGCCGUGCAGAGUGCGCUGGAGUAUACUUGUGCGUCAACAGGGAUAUAUUGUCGCUGUUUGGAUUCAAGGGUACAAUGGCCGAGGACAUCUUUUAUAUUAACUGGUUGAUCAUGGCCAGAGCUGGAAUCUGUGCAUUGGAGUUCUACUCACCAACCACAUCGUCGUGGAAGCAGGCACAUAUGCAGGGCAGGUAUGCAAUCUUCCAGGUGUUGCAUCGUGCUGGCCAGGGACUGCUCGAGCUCGAUGUCACCAAAGACAACAUUGAGAUCAGGUUGGACAGGACCAAGAUCGAGUCCAUCGGUGUGCCCGCUAUUGGCGAGUUCCUUCGCCGUCUAAUGGUACUCAAGGCCACUGGCAAUGCUGUUGAGGCCAUCAAGUUGUUCAAUGAUUACACUCAUGUACCAGCCAACUUCCUCGAGAUGAGAGAGACAGUACUCAAGCAGAAGAAGCCUAGAAAGGUGUUUGUUCAGGCUCACACCUAUGUGGAGAAUGGUGAUGUCGUACUUCAGGAGUUCGCCGACACUGCCUUUGGCGUGAUUGACUCGAUGGUUACCAGGUUCCCAAUCCAACAUUAG